Messenger RNA from Phytophthora nicotianae INRA-310, 564 nucleotides. RefSeq lists its product as hypothetical. The transcript has 5 exons. Lineage: Eukaryota; Oomycota; Peronosporomycetes; Peronosporales; Peronosporaceae. The record is from RefSeq and is a predicted model, not a curated record. Bases 1 to 564 code for a protein of 187 amino acids.
AUGCUUUUGCUUGUCGAAAUAGGCAACAUGGCGGAGGAGACCAAGACGCACUUUACGUUUUCAUUUUUUGAUGCAGCGCACACAGACGGCUACGUCGCCUCGCCUAACAAGGAGUUUAAGCGCAUUGACAGCGAAUUUAGUCCCCAUCAACAAGGAAAACGAUUCUUCUCUGAUGCAGAGGAAGACGAAGACAUCGUGACAAAGAUUCACCAUUGGAAACAAACCCAUCCCAACAAGAGCAAGACGAAAGCUCCGCAAAAGCGUCAAGAUCUUUUCAUCGAGGUUGUCAAGAAAGAGCCAGAGUCUUCUAAUGCCAUUGCGUUAGCAAGCAACGAUAUCCAGCUAAACCGCCUCCUAGAUGAUUACAUGCUUGGAGAAAAAGGGGAUCAAAUCAUGCAGAAGAUGGAGGCGCUUACCACAGACGACCCGCCAUCGCCAGUUCAGAAUCCAAAAUCUCACUUGCAGCAAAACCAUUUCGGCGAUGAUCAGACAAAUGAAUCACCGCUUGACUUAGAUGCCAUGGUAUCGAUGGGGGAUUUCGAGAAGUACAUCGCUGAGAACUAA